Cercospora beticola is the source of this 1638-nucleotide messenger RNA. RefSeq lists its product as uncharacterized. Lineage: Eukaryota; Fungi; Ascomycota; Dothideomycetes; Mycosphaerellales; Mycosphaerellaceae. The record is from RefSeq and is a predicted model, not a curated record.
AUGUCGCCUGGUUCUAUCAAAGCCUCUUCUCUGUACAGCGAGGCGAAAAUGGUGGAUUGUACUCGAGUCAAGUUUGAUGUGCCCAUUGGGACCUGGGGUCAGACGCAAGUGGAGGUGGAAUACCCAUGGCACCGAGACCUGGACUCCAUCAUCCUGCCCCUGCUGGAGACUGCACAUGAACAGCAAGCUGAACGACAACGAAAACACCGCUCCGAAGGGUUGCCGAUGCACAAGUCGCACUCGAAAAAGUCACAUCGAGGAUCAGCUAAGACCGAACGCAAUGACUCUGCGGUGCUGCCCAUGCGACCAAACGAAGACAUCAAGCUGUAUCUCAAGGGGUUCGAAUCUGCAAGAGACCUGACGACGAAGCGAGGCGAGACAUUCCAGACCGUGCUCGAGCAGUACGCACAACAGAUGGAAAAGGACGUGGAGCGACUGGAGCUCUUCCACAAAGGCAAGCACGUCGGACGAAGCAUGACGCCCGAUACUGCCUCGGAGACGGUGCGAAGUUGCAGGUCUAUGAGCUCGUUAUCUAGCUCUGCGACCUCAACACAAUCUCGAGAACUCCGCAGGCGCAGCAAGAAGCGAUCCCGCCAGCGAGUGGAAGAGCCUGAACGAGGAUCGAUAUUGGUGGGAAAUGACAUUUCAGGCGAGUCGAGUCAAUCUUUGCGGUCUCCAUGGUAUAGCGCACCUAGCGUACCGGAGAAGAACCCAUUGAGAAACUCGCAUUGCCGGAAUGCGUCCUGGACAUCAAUAGGUUCGAACUCGUCGGAUAAGGCUCUCAAGCUCCUCGGUAUUGAUGCAAACGAACUGCAACAUCUGGCUCACAUCGAUUCGGUCGUCCCUCUGCAACAUUAUGCUUCUGGUUCCGUCACUCAGAUCGACCUUCAACCCGGCCCUUCGCGUACGGCACGCCAACAUGAAGGUAGCAUAUCUGUCGAAAGCAACAAAGCGUAUGAGAUUCUCGGUGCGACCGUUGAGGAAACACUAAGGCAUCUCGAUCUCCAAACUUCAACAUCUGACGUCAACUCCAUCCACGACUCGCUCUCUCCUAUUGAACCUCGACGGUAUAGACAUGACUCUCAAGGUCGUGCCGUGACCAUUGUCUCUACCGACAAGGCCCGAAGAAUGCUAGGCGUCGAUCGACCCGAUUCCGAUCCCGGCCCAGGUGGACGUCAACGCACUGUUCACGCAGACUACGCAUUCAAGACACGAUCCUAUCCUUCUGCAAAACCGGUCGAUUAUCCCACGUCCACCUCGUCCUCCGCAUACCCAGAACCUCUCAACUGCAAGCGUUUCUCAUUGAAGCCGGAUACCUAUCGUCGCCCAGAAGAUCUCAUCGGCGCAACAUCCGACGACGACAAGCCGAAACGCAAAUCUCACCCCGCUGCAACGACAGAAAUGAAACGUAAUUCAGUCAUCGUCCCGUUCGCGGAAGAUGCGGACCGCGAAUCAGACGAUAUCAAAUUGACGACUACCUGCAGUGGACCCAACACUGGAUAUGUGGAUCCCACAGAUGAAUCCAUGGAGCCCGAGCAUGCGAUCCAGUAUUCAUUCCGCGGGACUGUCGCGAAGAGAUGUCCGAGGAUGAGUGGGAUUAUUGAGAAUUGUAGUCUGAAGAGGACGUGGAGUGCGUGA